GCAACGGUCGCUAUGGCGCCCAGUUUAGAUGGGGACCGCAGCCCCCACAGGCCCACACAGCCUCCUCCUCGCACUGAUGGCAGAGUAAUAGCUGAUAGGAUGCCCUCAUUUACCGACUUCGACGCCACCUUCAUGGUGAUAUCAAUGGGAACCUUCGCGGUGGAUGUGUGUACAGAUCUGAACUUGGUUAUACGAUACUACUUGUCUGGGUCAUUAAUAUGGGCAAGUCUGACACUGGCUUUAGUUUUAGUGCCAGCAAUUAUUGUCAUGGUGUUGUCCAUGCGGUGGCACAUUGUUGAUGAGCAUCCUGUUACCAAAUGUUAUUGGGCGACACACAUCUGCCUCUGGGGCAUAAUGCAUCGGUACAUUAUAAUGUUUAAGACUGGAUUAAGAUUAAAGGCACGCAAGACUCUAGCUAGAACCGACUUUGAUGAACUCUACCGCCAGCAAAGUGAUGUGUGUAUGUUGCGCAUGUUUGAAUCAUUCAUGGAGUCCGCCCCUCAGUUAAUCUUGCAGCUCUAUAUUAUGAUGUCUUACAACGAUUACAGUAUAUGGACAGGUAUCACAGCCUUUACAUCCAUGCUGUCCGUUGGCUGGGGUAUUGCGGCAUAUACUAAAGCCAUGCGUAAUACCCGUUUAGACAAACAUAAGAUGACAUUAUCUGGACUAGUACUACAGACACUAUGGCGUGUUGGGAUGCUUUCUGCACGUGUGAGCGCUCUGGCCUUGGUAGCAACCAUACUGGAAGCUUGGAUUCUAUUAAUCAUGGGUUUGCACCUCAUAGCGAUGUUUGUGUGGGUGGUGAACCAGAAGACGGGCUUCAGCUCUACGAAAUGGGAAGAGAGUAUAUUUAACUUUAUCAUGGCAGUUACUUAUUGCUUUUGCUUCUUUAAUCUCAGGGAGGGCCCUUCACGAUGGAGGAUGGUGACAUUUUACACGAUCACUGCAGCUGAGAAUCUUGCCUUUGUCUUGACCUACUUCUUAAUGGCUCCCCACAAGCUGUGGCUGAAGUAUACAGCAUUAGCUGUAGUCGUCGGUGGUAUGACAGUGGGUCUAUCAUGCAUGGUUCUGUACUAUCGAUUUUUCCAUCCAAUGGGCCCAUUAAAUCCAUUUAAAAAUGAAUCUAAAGAAGCCAUUGAUGCUGAAAAGGGAACACUUUCUUCUGGAAAACGGUUGAGCCCCUCCCCAGACUGUAAUGCCAACACUAGACAUGAAGCAUGCAGAGUAUCAGUGCGAAGAGAAUUUAAAUACAUGUAUCCAGUUGUGUCAAAAUCUUCGAACAGUGUUUUGUCUGCACCCGGAGUCAGCUUGGAAAGUUCACCUGCUUCAAAUGGGACAACUCCAGUUUCCAGCUCACAUCUUCAAGAACAUCAGAGGCCAUCAGGAGUUAUGUGCUCGGUGCAAGAUCUUCUGGCUAAUGUGUCGUGCAGUAGUGAUAUCCAGAUAGUUGCACCACUAAAUGGUAAAGAUAGUGAAGAUAAGGUUCUGAGUGACAAUGUGAACAGGUAUGGUGAAGAUGAGGCAACAGAGGAAAAGCAAGAGUCGAGUCCCAGUUCUCUUGAAAGAACCGUUAAUAGAGAAUUAAACGUCAGAUUUUCCUCGUCAGAAUUUAAAGAUGUAGAUAAUACUCAAGAGAUCCCGUUAGAGGUAAGGACAAAUGAAAAUAUAACUAACAUGAAAGCAACUGAACAGUGCUGCAAUCAGAUCAGACAAAGUGAAACUUACCCAUUUCAAACAGAAAGUAGUCAGAAGUAUUAUUGUCAGGUAGGAAUACCCGACGAAUGUCAAUAUCACACGGCAAGAAUGGAUGUCCUCAACCAACAAGAAGUGGUCAGUAAGUCAGACGAUGCUCCACUUUCUGUUGAUAGUCAAAAAAAAGCUUGUGGUUCAAUAUAUCAUAGUUUAAUUAGACUUUCUAGUCCUAAUUGUAUUGGUCUUCCCCAUAAAUUAAAAAGUUCAAGUCAAACCGGUUUGAGCAGCUUGCAAAGAAGCAGCAGUCAUCUCGACAGUACAAGUAUUUUACGAACGAGUGUGAGAAAGAAAGGCUACACAGUCUCGGAAACAGAUCUAAGACUAACCUCGUUACCUCACUUCACUACAAGUACCAUAAAUGUUACCUCCAAGUCUCAGAACAUUGAUCAUGAAUGUUCUCGAGAUCCCUCAAUCGCAAAACCCCACAUACCAAAUGUAGAAUUAGCUGUCAUUGAUCGGAUGCACAUCAUAGAGGUAGAAUCAUCUGGGAUGAGUUCAGAAGAUCAAUCUGAUUAUGAAAAUAUUUAUGAAAGAAAAAAUGGUCACAGGCAAAAUCUUCCUCCAAAACCUUUAAAUUUGGUCAUGGAGAACUUGAAUGAAACUCGCACAACCCAGUCAUCUGUGCCACAUGAUUAUGAAAACAUAUGUGCUAUUAAUAUUAAUAGGGAAAUGUGGGGAGUUAGACAUUGGAAAACCUAUUCAGACAUUGAAGAUAAAGAUAGAAUUCAUGAUGGCAGUACAUACAAAGAUAGACUGAAAAUACUAGACAGUACUUUGACGUCAAGUUUUCUUUCAGAAUACAGCAUGCAGAAGGGCAUUCAAAAUCGUAGAUCAAUUAGUAUUACUGAUGAUUGCGAGUCAAUGUUAUCCAGAUCAUUGCCUGAUCUUAGUGCACUCAGAUUAGAAACUUGUCUUGAAGAACCAGAAGAGGAGAUGGAAGAUGAAAAUAUUCCACCUGAAGUUAAAGAUGAUCAGAGGCUUAUGGAUGCCCUUAAUCAACUAAGAGCCAACAGACCUAUAAACAAAUCAAAUUCUGUUGAUAAUAUCCCAAACUAUGAAACAAUAUGGGUAGGAGAUGUAGAAAAACCUGAGAAUGACAACGUUUCCUCUGUUAUGACUUCUACGAAUAGCAAGUCGUCUCUUGUUGUUACUAUUGGAGAUGUUCGUGCACAGGAGAGUCUAUGCAAUCUUUACUACUCUACUAUGUCUGAUCUUUCUUUCCGAUAUUAUAGUGAGAGAAUGAGAAGGAAUAACUCUGUAGGUUCUCUUGCUUCUAGACGAAGCACACGAGAUACCUCUCGAGAAAUGAUUCGCACAGUUUCUGUUCCAGAUAGUAAAACAUUAUUGGAAGUAAGUGAAUUAAUAGAAGAAGAAAGAAAAAUGGAAGAAGAGAAACAAUCAAGUAACACAAUAAAACCUGGUGCAGUCUCUGUAAAUCGGAGAGAUCCAGGAAUGACUCCCGUGACCUCUGGAGCAUGUUUCCAUCCUCGACGCAAAUUUUCUAUGCUACGUGAGAGAUUUGAACAUCCUAACUGGACACCAUUAAAAUCUCCACUAAAACAAAGACAGUCGGCUCAGAGAAGAAAUUCUCUGCAAGAUCGUACUGCAAAGGCCUUGCAAGCAGGCAUGAAAGUAUUUAGAAGACCUCGAGUUCAUGUAAUUACACCAAAGAAAGAUGAAAACAAAGAUACUCCCCGUCUCAAAAGUCCUUUUAAAUCAAAGAAUGUCACCCCAACAACUCCAGCAAUUAAAAUUAACACCGAAACUCCUACAGAAUUUAAACCAAAUUCUAAAGUAGAGUGUGAUGCAACAAAAUCAACAGUUCAAAGAACACCAUGUAUUACAACGCCAGCUGAUCACAAACUAACAAAGGGAACACCAAAGACAAGCACGCCUGAUAACACUAAGACAGCUAUUGUAAGAAAAGCACCUGUGGCUGUGAACCCAAGCAAGGUGACAGCAUUAACUGGAGGACCAAAAACUAGCACUCCAGAGGGCAAUAAGCAGUUGCCACAGAUAAGUAUUCUUAGUGCUGUGUCAAGUGUUGUUUGUUCACCAGAAAACCUUCAUCCAAGGAUUCCAUUAUCAGAAAAUCUGCAUCAAAAUAGGAUAAGCUCUAACUCUUUGGCAAUGCAAGUUAUCCAAGAAAUGGAAUACGCACAAAAUGUUGUGCAUCAAGCAUCUUCGUAUAGCUCGGUUCUACCAGGAAAGAGUGCUCAUAAUUUAAAAAGUUCUAGAAUACCUGUAUGUGAUGAAAAUAGCAUGGAAAUUCGUCAUAUGCUUCCAUCUGCAUCAGGUCUUCAGAAUUCACAAAGUCUUCUAAAUUUGAAAACUGUCAGGACAUCUCCAAUGGAUGACCAUAGAUUAUCAAUGGGACAAGUGAUGUUUUCUGGUGCUCUUGGGCUUCCUCAGUAUCAUCCUGAUAUCAGACCAACAAUAAUUAGCAUUUCUGAAGCCACAGAAAGUCCUCAGAAUCAGCAAAAUAUUUCCAUUAGCCGUAUUAUUCUGACAUCUCCGCAGUCGCCCAAGUUCAAUAUGCAAAAGUCUACUUUGUCUCCAAAUUCAAAAAUAUUUUCAAGGAGGAUAUAAUACUAGCACAAAAGUUAUUUCAUUUUCUUUAAUUAACAUCGUUCAGUAUCCUCUCAGCCAACAUAAGAAAUAUUACAGGUACAAAAGUGAAAAUGUUAGAGAACAUUAGACACGUUCCUACCAGAAGUAUCGGACCAACCGGGUUAUAGUGGAUACGUGGGUCUUCGGUCUAUUACAAGUAACAGCCUGUUGAACCAAGUUAUCACAAGUCAAGCCUGGUUCCAGGCCGCACUUUGGGAAUAGAAGAACUCGCUGAAUCCACUCCAGGUAUGCAUCAGCUAAUAUACACGUAAAACACAAUUUCAGCAAUCUCAACAUAUAGGCAUAUUCAGGGUGCUCAGCUUAUUGAAGCACUAUUGCAAUCUAAAAAUGCCCUAAAGCAAUCACUUUGGCUCUAGUUGCUCGCAACUCGACCCAUGAAAAGAGUGAGGAGCUGUGGCUGAUGGCUGCAACCACCAGUAUUGACAAGUACUCACCUAAUUGUGCUUGUGGGGGGUUGAGCUCUGGCUCUUUGGUCCCGCCUCUCGACCAUCAAUCAACAGGUGUACAGGUUACAUCAACAAGUGUGUCAGGCUGCACGCUAAAAAGUUAGAGUUCUAACACUAAUGUUCAGUCUGCAACAUUUACAUUUAUACAACAGUGGAGCUGUGUAUACUGGAUCAUCACAAGAGAUAAAUUGAUUAUAUUUAUUCUAAAGCUUAAUUCUAAUAACGUACUGUACAGUAAAAUAAAAGGAGAUCAACGACAUGCCAAUUAGUCAGUCAGUGAAGCUGUUGGGUUUUGCUGCUUAAGGUCUUAUCCAAGAACUACAACUUGGCCAACAGAGACAUUUCUGCUAAGUGUUAUAUAUUAAAACAUUUUUUUGCAAUGUUUUUCCAGUUUGAAAACACUACUGAAAGUGUUCAAGGUCACAAGUCCUGACAAAGAGUUGGAUGUAAUUUUUCUUAUUUGUUUUACUACUAAUACUUAAUUAAGAAAAAUAAGAUAUCCGGUGAAACUUGCUCAAUUUUGUUGCUAAAUUGUGGUGUUCAUGUCAAAGUUGUCCUUAGAUGAGAAGAAGUCAAAUAUAGCUUCUUUUUAUCUCUAAAUUUCAAACAACCAAAGAUAAAAUGUAUUUUAUGUCUUCAUUCCUAACCAUCUGUUGAAUUUUCAGCAAAAUGAUGUAUUUACAUUAUGCAGUCAAUGUAGCACAUCCAGUUGGCAGCACACUAGUGGCUGUACCUGUUCUUUAAUCAGCUUUCAGCAAGAGUGAGUGAAGUGAAGUUUCAGGAUGAUUACACACAAGCACAAAUGUGUGCGUGUAAUUGUACUUGUGGGGGUCACGCUUCGGCUCUUUGGUCUUGUCUCUCGACUGUCACAAAACUGGUGUACAGGGUCCUGAGCCUAUUGGGCACUAUCAUAUCUACAUUUGAAACUGUGUAUGGAGUCAGCCUCCAACACAUCACUUCCUAAUGCAUUCCAUUUAACUACUAUAAAAUUUUCUAAUAAUUUUCUGAAAUUAUUAGGAAAUAAUUUGUCUGUAGCUCAUUUGAGUACUCAGUAGCUACAUGUGCCCCCUUGAGCAAGCACCACCCGUGUUAAAUAAUGUGUGUGAGGUGAUAGUAGUAGUAAUUCAUAUAAAUGUUUUAUACUUGCUCCAAACUUCUUAUAUGAUGUGAAAAUUUAUUUACUAACAUAUGUACUCUAACUACUCUUCUCUGAUAUUAAAACCAGAAAAUAUUGCCCUAAGAGCCAUAUUAAAUUCAAGGGCACAAUGAUCACAUUUGUGCAGCAAGCAGAUAUCUUUGGAUAAAAAGUGGUAAAUAAUUGGUGCUUGCUUUAGCUGUAGAGUACCUUGUAUAUGUGCACAACAGGGUAUAAUAAGUGGUCUAAUAGUUUCCCCAGAGAACUACAGUGUAGUGCUUGGUUAACCUACCAGUGACUACAGAGGAGCCUUACCUCUGUGCCGUUUAUACUUGACACACUAAUCAACUCUCAACAUUAACAUAUUGAUCAUCUAUUUUCUUGAAGUUGUGAAGGGAAUUAGCUUCAACAAUAUCUUCCUUCAGUCGAUUCUACUUGCUCACUUACUCAUACUGGGAACAAGGACUUCCUUGAAUCUCUCUGACUCGACUGCAUGUUCAUCUUUCACUGAUGUCCCUUAUUCUACUUCUUUAAUUUAUACAGGCUUCUUUUGUCCACUUUGUCUAUUCCCCUCAAAAGUUUGAUAUAUGUAGUUAACAUAUCACCUCUUUCUUUUCUCCUUUAAGGUUGUGAGGGGUAAGUUCUCAUCCUGUCCUCAUAGCAGAGGCCUCACAAUUCUGAUACUAAUCUAGUUGCAAACUUCUAAACUUUCUCAGGAUUCUGUUUAUGCUUCACAAGGUGUGGGUUCGAUGCUGGUGCUGCAUACUCGAGUAAUGGUUUUGCACGGUAUGGACUUCUUACUCUCGGUUAUUACUCUUCAGUCCUUACUCUCUUCAUUAAUUUUGCAUCACCUGUGAACAUUAAUAUAUGAGCUCAGUCCAUCUGCUAGGCCAUUUACAUAAAAUAAAAAGAGGAAUGGUCCUAGAACAGAGUCCUGAGGAACACCACAUUCCACUCCUCUUCAGCCUGAUAUAUCCUCUCUGACCAAUUGUUUUUUAUCUGUUGAGUACCCAGUCCAGUGCCUUUCCUAUUAUUCCUGGUUGUCUCUCCAUCUUGUGUAUUAGUUUCUGGCAAGAAACUAUAUCAAAAGUUAUUUUGGCAGUCUAUGAAGAUGUAGUCUAUCCCAUCCUUCCUUCUCUUGUUUUAUUUUGGUGACCCUGUCAUAGAAUUCAAUCAUUUGUUAAGUAUGGUUUCCCUCUAAAGCCAUUUUGUACCCAUGUUGUUUUUUCUGAUGGCUACUAGAAUCUUUACAUAGAAUGCAUGUUAAUGACACCGGUCUAUGGUUUAGUGCUGUGUGACUGUCUCCCUUCUUGAAUAUUGGAACAUUUCCCUUUUUCCAGAGCUCUCCCAUCUCAAGUGUGAUGUUGAACACUAUAGUUAAUGGGUAAUGCAAGAUACCUGAAGUUUCCUUCAGGAACUGUGAUGAUAUCUGGUCUGGUCCUAUUGCUUUUGUUACAUCCAGUUCCUCCAGGUAUUGCUCUUAAUCUCUUCUACAUUAACUUCAAUUCUGUCUAGUGUUGAUUUUGUUCAUGUGUUCCUGUCCCUGCAGUCUAAUCAUGUAGUCUCGUAUCGUUUUCCUAUAUACUUUUGCCACAAAUGUCUUCCUCAAACUGCUGCUACUCUGCUGCCCUCCUUAUUCUUGUAUACUCAUUCCUUGCCUUCUUUAGUGUCUCUAUUUGCCACCGUAUCCUUGUACUUUUUUCCAUGCCUUUUUUUUUUUUGUUUUCCUCUUUGAAUUGUCUGCUGAACCAUGGGUUUAUUGUGUUCCUUUCGUCCACUUCCUUUCUUAGAGGUAAGAACUGUUCAUUGCUUCUUUGUGUUACGAAUUUCAUCAUCUUAUUUGCUGACUUUCCUUCCAUUUCACUUUCCUACUGAACUUCCUACAGAUAAUCCUUAACCCUCCUGUAGUCCCGUCUUCUGUGGUCUCUCUCUUGCUUCUUGCCUUGUUUCCUGUUGAAGAUCCUGUGGCUUGACCUUGUACCACACAUCUUGGCUCUUUUUAAAGAUUAAGCCACCCAAGAGGUGGCACGGGCAUGAAUAGCCCGUAAAUUAAGCUCUGAUUUCACUGCUUAAGACAUACUCAAUUUCUGUAUAAACAUUUUAGGUAGUAUAAUAUUAUGUACAAAACAUGUAUAUAUCCACUGUAUACUGUAUAUAUAUAUAUAUAUACUUAAACAUAUAUUCUUGAAAAAUCUGUUUACUCUUUAUAUUUAAUUUUCUGUACCUCAUAUUUAUAACAUGUAAUUUAAUUCUAUAAUUACAUGUAAACACUGUAAUGAUAAAGGAGACAUAAGUGUCAACUGUUAUGAUUAGUUCUCUUACAUACACAUCCUGUUACUAAAUUUUGGUAAUUACACACACUGGUCAUCUUAGCACUCGUUUCAUUAUUGUAUACAUCUCAUAUUCAUCCUGCAGAAUCCAUAUAUAUUAACUCCUUACUAUUCUGCUCUUCAAAUCCUCAUAUUGUAGUGUAUUUGCUUAUAUUAGUAUAGCCCAUAGACCUAUCUGUCAAAAUAGACUUGCUUUUGUUUUCUCAUAAAUUCCUCUUUACAGUACAGUAUUUCUAUAAUAUGUGAUUAGUUACUCUGGUUGAUGUUUAUUGUAUCUUCUCCAAUCUGUCACUUCAAAUAUGAGAACUUAAGUUUGACUUUGAAUUUCAGACAACCUGAAAUAAUUUUUUUUUUUACUUUUGACAUUCUUAUGUUGCCUUGCCGACUAGAUUUCUUGUACAGUACCUUUCUUUUAAUCCAAGUGCAGGCAAAACAAGUUUUUUUGUGUGUACUUGUCCAUAUGCUUGCAUAUAGAUUCUAAAUUAUUUAUCCUAUGAAAAAGUUAGUAUUAUGUAAUUUUAUUGCGAGAAUAAUACAGAAUCUUGAAACAAAAAAUAUUUGAACAGACUUCUUUAUGGUUUCAUUACUAAAGGUAAUAACAGUAUUAAAUACUGACUACCUUAUUUUUACCAGCCUUUAAUUUGAACCCUUUCCCCCUGCCCCCUCCCCCCUAACUUGAAUAGGGCCAUCAGUUUAUAUAUAUGUGCAUAGUACUGUACUUUUAUAAUUAUUAUAUCGCCCAUUGUCAACCUUUUAGACACUAUGCUUUCUAUCACAAGCUCAUACAGUCCAACAAAAUAAUUAGAAUGUAAUGUACCUAUGCUAAAAUAUUGAGGCCACGCAAUGGGAUUGAACUCUUGUGUUUGGAUGCAAGUUUUAUCUCGUCACUUAGCCUCGGUGUUUUCUCAAGCUUAUACAUCUUCCUCAAUAUUAAAGUUUCGUGUUCACACAGUUGAAGGUUAACGGAGAUUUUUCAUUUAUUGCGUUCCACAGUGACGAGGGUACGUGUAUUGAUCGUGUGUGUUGUCUUUUAUACCUGUGAGUUUUGUUUAAUGCCCUGUUAAUUAUUUUAUUGAGAAAUAAUAAUUCAUAUUUACUAACAUUAAAUGUUUGUGAUACAAUACACACAAAUCCCAUUUCAAGCAUUCCAAAUACUUUACGUCAGGAAUAUUCUGUAUGAAAGUGCAAAUGAUUCAUGUUCAUAUCUAUAAUUAUACAUACUGAGACUAGGUACUUUGUAUAUAACUUGAAUCUGAAUGUCUAAAUUAUAUAUAUGAACUACUAUAAUAUGUUAAAAGUGGUUAUCAAAUCAAAUUAUAUCUAUUUAAAUACAAGUUUCUUCCUCUUGUAACGUGUAGAUGUGCUACAUUAAACUUAAGAAGUGUUUCUCUCGUACUUAUCUGAAUGUCUUGACAUGAAACCAAAGGUAAAGUUAUAAGAUGAUACAAAAGGCUACCUACCUAUGUUGCAGGGAUUUUGAAAGUUACAAACAUCCAAAGCUUACUAACUUCUCUCAACGGAAGAAAGUAAACCAUGUACAUAGUAUUAUAGUGUGUACUGUACGGUAAUGUACACGUGCAUGUGUAUUGUGCGGUAAUGUACAUGUGCGUGUGUACCGUACAGUAAUGUACACGUGCGUGUGUACUGUGCGGUAAUGUACACGUGCGUGUGUACUGUGCGGUAAUGUACAUGUGCGUGUGUAUUGUGCGGUAAUGUACACAUGCUUGUGUACCAUACGGUAAUGUACACGCGUGUGUACCAUACGGUAAUGUACACGCGUGUGUGUGUACCAUGUGGUAAUGUUCACACGAGUGUGUGUGUGUACUGUGCGGUAAUGUACUUAUGAUGAUCAUUGUAAGAAAAUGUUUACAUUACAAAAUGAGUGGUUAUUGCCGAUCUACUUAUGCCCUUAUAAUCAUUCAUGAAUGUGAUUUUUAUUGAUAUUAAAUUGAAAUAUAUUUAAAAAAUAUACUUUUGUAUAU
This is a messenger RNA of Procambarus clarkii (red swamp crayfish), 10276 nucleotides long. RefSeq lists its product as uncharacterized. Gene Ontology annotation, biological process: phosphatidylserine exposure on apoptotic cell surface; apoptotic process involved in development; engulfment of apoptotic cell. NCBI's taxonomy places the organism in Eukaryota, Metazoa, Arthropoda, Malacostraca, Decapoda, Cambaridae. Gene Ontology annotation, cellular component: plasma membrane. The record is from RefSeq and is a predicted model, not a curated record.